Molecule: messenger RNA, 1200 nt
Organism: Linnemannia hyalina
Lineage: Eukaryota; Fungi; Mortierellomycota; Mortierellomycetes; Mortierellales; Mortierellaceae
Source: the annotation of a GenBank genome assembly
AUGCCUACUUACUUCACAUCCUCCCCCGGAAAGGUCAUCCUCUUUGGUGAACAUGCCGUCGUCUACGGCAAGGUGGCGACGGCAGGCUCGUUGGGUCUUCGUUCGUAUGCUUUGGUCCAGACUAGGGAGGACAAGAAGAUCGAGGUCAACUUGCCAAAUGUUCAGCUUGCUCGGUCCUGGAACAUCAAUGACGUCCCCCGUCAGGCUCGCUGGGAAGGAUACCCAUACCCACCACAAUCAAUGAACACAGACCUCCUCGACCAACUCACAAAAUUCGUCGACCUGGGCAACCAAACCAACAGAUCCCAAGCUGCCAUUGCACUCCUCUACCUCCACUCCUUCCUCACCACCGAUGAGACCCUCGCCCUGGGAUACGACUUUGUGGUCCGAUCCAACCUCCCCGUCGGCGCAGGGUUGGGAUCCUCUGCAUCUUACAGCGUCUGUGUCGCGACCGCCUUGUUGCAAUUGAAUGGAUACUUGUCGGCAGGGACGGGACUGGAUGUGGCUGCUCAGCGGGAUUUAGUCAACCAGUGGGCGUUCCAGGCAGAAAGGGUCAUUCACGGGAACCCAAGUGGUAUCGAUAACACUGUCUCUACGCUCGGAGGCGCUGUCAUGUUCAAGAAGGGUGAGAAGAUCGAGCCCUUGCCUGGAUUCCAGUCGCUCAGAUUCCUUUUGACGAACACUCGUGUCCCAAGAGAGACACAAGUCCAGGUCGCCAACGUCAGGAAAUUGCACGACAAGUUCCCAACGGUAGUGAACCCAAUGCUGGACGCCAUCAACGAGAUCAGCAACUCUUGCAAGGAUAUCUUUAGUCAGGACGGAUUGGACAGAUCCCACCUACUCACUCGAUUUGGUGAAUUGGUGGAUGUGAACCAUGGGUUGUUGGCUGCAUUAGGCGUCUCUCACCCAUCACUGGAGAAGGUCCGUGAGAUCUCCUCGAAACUCGGUCUCAAGUCCAAGUUGACGGGCGCUGGAGGAGGAGGUUGUGCAUUGACCUUGAUCCGCGAUGAUGUCACACCAGAGACAGUGGCGGUUGUGAAACAGUUGCUGGAGGCAGAAGGAUUCCAAUGCAUGGAGACCAGUGUAGGAGGACCAGGAGCUGGUAUCUUGACCCUCACCCACCCAACCACCAUCGCUGAAUUCCUCGCCCACGACAAAACCUACUUUGAUACCACCCAGAACUGGACCUACUUUGUCUAA